GACAAGCAUGCACACUAAACCAUCCUGACCCACACCAGCACCAGCCGCAUGCCUACAAAAUUUAACACCAUCUAGAGACAUCAUCUUGAGUGGUGCUACACCACACUGCUAUAUAUACUUCAGAGAAUAGUAGAUGAAAACUCAUGGUUGCACAGCACCUUCUGCUUCUCUAUACUCCUACUAUAGUAGUAACAUACAUACAUACCUCCAUGGACAGGUGCUUUCAGCUGGGAAAAUCUGCAGGCUCUGCGAUUCCAAGAUGGAGAAAUGUCUCUGAGGAGACGACGGCCCAAUGGAUCGGACAUGGGGAAAAGAGCACGGCCUUGGUCUCCAACUUCGGCGGUCAUGGUGGCUUCGCCGAGCUGAAGUACUUUCUCAGCUGUGCCGAUCAGGAGUUCCAGGAAGAUGCCAAGGGGAGCUCUGACAGCAGGUGCCUCCAUGAGAUGCUCGAGGAGGCCCAGUCCGACUCACCGGUUUCAUUCUACUCGCAUCUUGAUUCUAGCGAAGCAAGCGACAGCGAGCAGGCAGCUCUACAUGACAAAGGGAGGUCAGCAAAGAUUAUGCCUAUUGAUGCAGAUUUCUUGUCAAGUAAACUCCAUGAAAGAUCAUGCCACAACAAGAGUCUAACAUGGUGCACUUCUCCUGAGAAUGCAAUGAUAUAUGCUCCUGAAUCUCCACUUUACACUGUCGAUGACGCUGAGAUGCAACCAAACAACUUGCAAUUAAGCAGAUCACAAGGCUCACCGAACAAUCUGUCAACUUCAGUCUUCGAUCUGCACAAUGCAGACUCAUACGCUGUGUCCAACUAUUUUAACAAGGAUGACAUUUCUCCACAAUGCACACCCAGACAUGAUCUCAGGUGCUUCAGCAACUUCUCAACAAAAUUCAUCAAGAGAAGUGCUCUAUCCGACCUAGUGUCUCGAGGAAGCAUGAGUAGGAAAUUCAAACCUUUCUCAAACAGUGAUGACUGGAGCGAUGCUAGCUCGCGCAGCGGGAACAACAGUCAGGUUGAUUUUCUUGAAAGAUUCGAGAAGGCGGUAUCAAAACUAUUGGUUUCUGACGGGCUAGAAAGCUGCCUAGAUGCCAGCUCAGAAGUCACAACUAUAUGGCAGCUGCUGAGCCAUACAUCUGAAGUGAGACACAAACCGUCAGUAAGGCAAGACAUCCUUGAACAACUGUUUGAUAGCAUUUCAACAGACAAGAAGGAUAAAGUGAUCAGAGCAUCAGUCUACGUUCUAGUGCUUAUGAUAUCUGAAGAUAGGAAUGUAAUGAGAGACAUCAAGAAGAAAGACUACUAUUUAUCCAAUUUAGCCACUGUGUUGAAGAGAGAUGUGCAUGAAGCGGUCAUUCUGAUAUAUUUAUUGGAUCCUUCACCUUCUGAGAUAAAAAACUUGGAGCUGUUACCUUCACUUUUACACGUGGCCUGUAAUACUGCCACCCAAAAAUGGCCUACACUGCUUCCACUGACGCCAACAUCCGCAUCAAUAGCUCUCAUUGAGAUCUUGGUGACAGCAUUUGACUAUGUAACGAAUAAUGUUCACUUGGCCACAAUCAGCUCUCCUCCUAUUCUAUCUAAGCUUGUUGAUGUUGCAAAGAACAACAACUUGGAAGAAGGCAUGGCCCUGGCAGCUAUUCUCGUCAGGUGUGUGCGACUUAGCGGAAACUGUAAGAAGUUUCUGUCACAGGCUACUCCAGUGGAACCUUUCCUUCACCUUCUCAGAAGGAAAGAACAGCGUGUCAAGUACGCUGCGCUUGAAUACUUCCAUGAGAUUCUUCAGAUUCCUCGGUCCUCUGCAAUUUCUUUGCUACAAAAAAUAUGGCAGCUAGGAGGUAUUGCUAUUAUGCAUACAUUGGUGGCCUGCCUCCAUCAAACUGAACCUGAGCAACGGGUUUUAGCGGCUAAUCUUCUCCUUCAAUUGGAUAUGCUGGAAAAUCCAGAUGGAAGGAGUGUCUUCAAAGACGAAGCAGUGGAGGUCCUACUGGAAUCUCUAUCAUCUCAAGAAAAUUUCACUGCGCAAGCACUAGCAGCGUCUUUUCUGUCAAAUCUUGGAGGGACUCAUUCCUGGUCAGGAGAAUCCUACACUGCUGCAUGGCUAUCAAAGAAAGCAGGCCUCACCUCAAAAUCUCAUAGAAAUAUGAUCAGAAACAUCGACUGGCAGGAUGCUUGCCUUCAGGAUACAGAAAUAAGCUCAUGGAGCAACAAAUUUGCACGAGCAAUUAUAGGAAUAGGAGUGCCCUUUAUCAGUGCACUAGCCAAAGGAUUGCAAAGCAAGGUGAAGGGAACCUCACACGACUGCCUAGUAUGCGCCGCAUGGCUUGCAAGUGAGCUGGCUUCCCUUGGUGAAAAUGAUAUAAGAUAUUAUGCUUGUGAGAUCUUGUUACUUGACAUAGUGCACCACCUUCAUCCGGGAUGCGAGCUUGAUGAAAGGGUUCUAGCGUGCAUGUGUGUAUAUAACUACACCUCUGGAAAAGGUAAGCAAAAGUUGAUGAGCUUGUCAGAGGGUUCGCGAGAAUCCCUUAGGAGGCUUUCAUCAUUCACAUGGAUGGCUGAGGAGUUACUUCAAGUUACAGAUUACUACCUCCCUAGGAAACCACGUGUAUCAUGUGUACAUACACAAAUCCUAGAGAUUGGUCAACCUGGCAAUGGAGCAGUAACUGCUAUAACAUUCUUUAGAGGGCAGCUCUUUGUUGGUUACCUCAAUGGCACCAUCAGGGCAUGGGAUAUAAAAGGCCAGAGAGCAGUAAUCAUCAGAGAGGUUAAAGAGCACAAGAAAGCAGUCACGUGUUUUGCACUAUCAGAAACUGGACAAAAUCUCUUGAGCGGAUCAGCUGACAAAUCUAUUCGGGUAUGGAAAAUGGCACAGCGCAAGCUUGAGUGUGUCGAGGUAUUUCAAAUAAAAGAGGCUGUGCAGAAGUUUGAUAUUUACGGUGACAAAAUUAUUGUACUAACACAUAAAAACGUUCUGAAGUUCUCUUGUUCAGCAAGAAGCACCCAGACAUUUUACAAGAGCAAGCAUGUAAAAUCCCUAGCUCUUUCUCAGGGCAAAGCUUACCUCGGCUGCGGAGACUUGAGUAUACAGGAAUUAGAUGUAUCAGUAGAAUCGAAGAUUGAAAUAAGAGCGCCUACAAGAAGCUGGAGAAUCAGUAAGCAACCAAUUAACUCCAUAGUAGUAUAUAAUGAUUGGAUGUACUGUGCUGGUUCUCAAGUGGAAGGAUCUGCCAUGAAGGAUUGGAAAAAGCGAUGCAAGCCUACGAUGACAAUGUCAAUGCCAAAGGGAACAAAUGUAGAGGCAAUGGCAGUGGUGGAGGACUUCAUCUACCUGACCUGCAAUAAAAGCCCAAGUGUCAUUCAGAUAUGGUUGAGAGAGAAGCAGCAGAAAGUUGGAAGGCUGCCUGCAGGGAGCAAGAUAACGAGCCUCUUCACUGCAAAUGACAUCAUUUUCUGUGGAACUGAAACCGGGUUAAUCAAGGCAUGGAUCCCUUUGUGAAGGGCGCAGAAGAGGAGAGAUGAGCACAGACCAUGGAUCAACUUUGUAAAUGCAGAGCGUGUACAGAACACACAUGGAAAAUAAGGAAAGGACACCCCUUUGUUGUACAAGGCACCCUCCAGAAGAGACGGCACCGCAGAUAAUGUUUUCCUGCUUCGCAGUGACUAGUACAGUCGUACCUAAUGUAAAUAGUCUUCUUGUGAUUAUAUUUCUUCUUUGAGAGGAUAAUGUGCAUGUUCACCGUUAAAAAACGAUUGUGUGCC
Molecule: messenger RNA, 3751 nt
Organism: Triticum urartu
Lineage: Eukaryota; Viridiplantae; Streptophyta; Magnoliopsida; Poales; Poaceae
Source: RefSeq, a predicted model, not a curated record